Saprolegnia diclina VS20 is the source of this 3837-nucleotide messenger RNA. RefSeq lists its product as hypothetical. NCBI's taxonomy places the organism in Eukaryota, Oomycota, Saprolegniomycetes, Saprolegniales, Saprolegniaceae. The transcript has a single exon. The coding region runs from base 72 to 3800 and encodes 1242 amino acids. The record is from RefSeq and is a predicted model, not a curated record.
CCACUCGGACGGAAGAGAGGAUUCAACUGGAUUGCGACCCGACACGUCGUGGCAGCCUCGACGACGCGAGCAUGGACCGACGAGAGACGACCGUGCAAGCGAACAACGAAGGUACCGACGUCCUAGCACAGCGCCUCAACAAGCGCCGGCGGCUCGGACAGCUCGACACCACCAACGGCACGAGCAAUGCGACGGACGCGGUCGCGGCCUUGAAGGCGCAGCUGGCCGAGGCUACGACGGCCGCCGCCGACACCGAAGCCCGCAUUGUCGUGCUUACCAACAAGUGCGAGUUCCUCUCGUCGAAGAACGCCGAGCUCCGCGCCCGCCUCGGCCCCGGGCACGCAGGUACAGCGACCGCCGAGGCCAGCGCGACCGACGCAAGGGACGACAGCAGUCGUAGCCACAUCGCCGCGCUCGAAACCAAGGUGAAGACGCUCGAAUCACAGCUACAGGUGGCCAUCACGACGAGCAACGAGUACGAGAAGCAACAUGCGUCGGUCAAAGCGACAUACAGCCGCCUCUUGUCGUCCGUGGCGCAGCAGCAGAUCGCCCUCGCCGCCUCUGCGGGCCAGCUCCAGGAAGCGCGCACCGCUGCAAAGGCCAGCGACGACCAGGUUCAGACGCUGACACGUGCCAACAGCGACCUCCAGGCGACGAUUACGCGGUUGGCGGCUGACGUCGCGGCCGCCACCAAGGCGAGCGGGCAAGAAAAGACGACCGACGACUUGCGCCAGACAGUCCGUCUGCUCAAAGAGAACGAAACCGGCCUCAGAGCCCGCGUCCAGCUACUGGAAGCCGAUCUGGCGACCGCCAAGGAGCAGCUCAUCACCGUCACCGCCUCGAGUGGGCUCUGGCAAAAGCGAGCCGAGACGCAAACCAAGCGCGCCCAAGAGCUCUCGAACGACAAGCAGUGCCUGGCGUCGGCGAUGGAGCAGCUCAAGGCCGAUCUCGCGACCGCCAAGGCCGAGCUCGUCGGGUCACUCGCCUCGGCGGCCUCGUUUGCCCAGUGGCAGCAGCAGGCAGAGAAUGCAAUGGCCCAAGUCGAAGACCUCAUGGCCGAGAAGACUCGGUUGGCGCAAACCGUCAAGCAACUCGUCGCGGCGGGCAAGGGCAGCAAGCAGGUCGACACGCUCACGACCGACAAGAGCCGGCUCGUGGUCGACCUCGCAGACGCCAAGACGCAACUGAACUAUGCGCUGGCGGCCGCAAAGAAUGCUGCCCAGUACCAGCAACAAGCCAAGGACUGCGCGCAGCAAGUAGAAGAUUUGUCGGCAGAGAAAGGACGCCUUGCGGCCGCAGUCAAGCAGCUCGUGACCAGCAGCAACGACAUCAAGAAGCAGUUGAGUGCGUCGGAAGCCGCAAGUGCCAAGUGGCGCCAACAAGCCAUGACGAGCAGCGCCAAAGUUGACGAGCUCAGCGGUAAAGUCGACAAGCUCAGCGCCGAGCGAGAUCAACUCGCAACGGAGAAGGACCGCCUUGCCGCUGACAAGGGCCGUCUGACGAUCGAGAACGAGCAGCUGUCAACCGACAAGCAGCAGCUAGCAACCGACAAGCAGCAGCUGAUAGCCGAGAUGGACCAGCUCACGGCCGACAGGGAGCGUUUGGCGGCAAUGAUCAAGUGGCUGGAAGCCGACCUUACGUCGUCCAAAGCGCAGGUCGAGGAAUUGACAGUCGCGAGUGCCAACUGGCAGCAAAAGGCCGACGACAACAGCAAGGAGGUAGAAACGCUCAUCGCCGGCAAGGCGCGCCUCGAAUCCGUCUUGAAGUGGCUCGAAGCGGAUCUGGCGGCGGCCAAGUCGGCGCCCGGCGAUGCUCGCGCCAACAAACAUGAAGCAUCGCCACCGACGACCACAGUUGGAACGCUCGAGGGCGAGGGCGAUGCGGCCCAGAGCGGCGACGCGCACUGGCGUCAGCAGCUCGUGGUUUGUGAGAAGCGCGCCGAGGAGCUCAUGGCCGAGAAGAACCAAGUGAUGGAUGUGGUCAAGCAGCUCAAGGCCGACUUGGUGUUUACAAAGGCGCAGCUGGAGGUGGCCACAACGGCGGUCGAAGCAAGCAAGAAGCAAGUGCGAGACCUUGGCGCGAGCAAAGGCCGGCUCACGACGACGAUCCAGCAGCUCAGCGCGGACCUCGCCAAGGCGCGCGCCGAGUCCCACAUCGUGGCCCGUGCCGAGUCGCACGAGAAGACGCAAUCGCACGCGACGCUCCAAGCCCAGAUCGAUGCGCUAUUGGACGAGACGCGCCGCCAAGCCGCCGUCAUAGCGCAGCUCGAAGCCGACUUGGCCGCGGCCCGACGCGCCCCUGCGCCGACCGCGGACGUGGCCACGCUGCAAAAGCAAGUCCAGCGCUUCAAGGACAACAAGGCCCGCUUGCUUGAAACCAUCACGCAGCUCGAAGCCGACCGGGCGACGAUCAAGGGUCAGCUCGAGACCGCGCUCGCUGCUGCUGGCUCGAGCUGCAACGAAGCGCACGCGGUCACGGUCGAGGCGGACCGGCUCCGCACGGAGCUCGCUGCAUUGCGCGACCAAAUGCAAUUGGAGGCCGAGGUCGAGGCGGCCGCCGCGGCUGCCCGCAAGAAAGAGCUGGCGUCGCUCACGGCCGAGGUCAAGCAGAUGCGCGCCGACCUCGCUGCGGCGAGAUUGCGCGAGUAUGCGGCCGUCAAGGCGACCAUUCUGCAAACCGCCGCAAGCGACGAAAAUCUGCAAGCCGCCACGCGCCGUCUCGAAGCCACGAUUGAAGAGCUCACGGCCGAGCUCACGGCGGCCCGCGAGGAGCUCGCGACGGCGACACCUGCGAGCAAUGUUGAUACGACCGCCGCCGACCUCGAGGCGCAACGCAACGACGCCCAAGAAGACGUGGCGUCGUUGCGAGCGCAGCUCGCGAUCGCGAAGCGCUCAACCCUCGAGACCAUCCGGGACUUUUUCCGAAGCGUCGACAGUACGUUCAAGUUUGCGGGCCACGGCGCCGUCGACGCGCUGCUCGAUGCCCUCUACCAUGCCGACACGUCAGGCGCGUUUGAAGCCACCGACGGCAUCUAUAUCUAUGCCCAGCGGCUGCUGCAACCGAGUGGCGAGUCGGCGGCGGCGAUGUACGACGCGCAAUUGCGCGAAAUUGCAGCGACAGCGCCGUGGCUGGCGAUGCUGCCACUCCGCACGCCGUACCUCGUGCCACCACACGAGCACGCGCGCGGCGUCGUCAGCGACCGCCUACGCCGCCACAUUGCGCUCGUCCAGCAGUUCUGGCAGGACAAGAGCCGGGACGUCUGGAUGAGCUCGUUCGUGCUCAGUCUCUCGCCGGCGGUCACUAUGGAUCUUGAGGACGCGGUGGCGGAGAUCGUCGUCGACCUCGUCGACCUCGUGACACACAACAUGGUCGACCGCCGUAUCCGGCACUUUUUGCGCUACCCGCACCCGAGCUGGCCGCUCGUGACCCGGGGUAUCGACGCGCUCCCGGUAGCAGACGCGCCGGCGUUUUUGGCCGACGAGGCCGCGAAGCUCUGGCCGUCGUGCCCCGGCGGUGCGGUCCAUACGCCGUUGGAUAUGACGCUGCGAUACCUGGCGCGCCACCCGAGCUCGGAUCCGACGCUGUCGGUCGGGUGUGCGAGCGCGGUCCGCUCGGACGUCGAAGCCUUUUGUGCGACAGUGAGCACAUGCCCGCUCGUAGCCAUGCCCAUGACGCUCUUGGCGCCGUGCGCGACGUCGCCGUCCCCGGGACUUGAACUGGUGGGACACGAGCGCCCGCUGCCCACAACGCAUCAGUGGAGCGCGGCCUUGGAGAAGGCCAUUCCGCUCUUUGAGACAUGAUUGUCGCUUAAUCAAUAGGAACCGUUAGUAGUCUACA